AUGGAAGAAGUAAACAAUGUCACUGAAUUCAUUUUCUGGGGUCUUUCUCAGAACCCACAGGUUGAAGAAGUAUGCUUUGUUGUGUUUUCCUUCUUUUACAUCAUCAUUUUGCUGGGAAAUGUCCUCAUCAUGUUGACAGUUUGCACUGGCAGUCUUUUCAAGUCCCCCAUGUAUUUUUUUCUCAACUUUCUAUCUUUUGUGGAUAUUUGCUACUCCUCAGUCACAGCACCCAAGAUGAUUGUUGACCUGUUAGUGAAAAAAAAGACUAUAUCCUAUGUGGGGUGCAUGUUACAACUCUUCGGCGUUCAUUUCUUUGGUUGCACUGAGAUCUUUAUUCUUACUGUCAUGGCCUAUGAUAGAUAUGUGGCCAUCUGUAAACCCCUCCACUAUAUGACUAUUAUGGACAGAGAAAGAUGCAAUAAGAUGUUGCUGGGAACAUGGGUGGGUGGUUUCUUCCAUUCUAUUAUCCAAGUGGCUCUGGUGGUCCAGCUUCCCUUUUGUGGACCCAAUGAGAUUGAUCAUUAUUUCUGUGAUGUUCACCCUGUACUGAAACUUGCCUGCACAGACACCUACACUGUUGGUGUCGUUGUGACAGCCAACAGUGGUACCAUUGCAUUGGGCAGUUUUGUGAUCUUGCUGAUCUCCUAUACAGUCAUUCUCAUGUCUCUGAGAAAGCAGUCAUCAGAAGGGAGGCGCAAAGCUCUAUCCACUUGUGGAUCUCACAUUGCUGUUGUCAUCAUUUUUUUUGGGCCCUGUACUUUCAUGUAUAUGCGACCUGACACUACCUUCUCUGAGGACAAGAUGGUAGCUAUAUUUUACACCAUUAUCACCCCCAUGCUGAAUCCUCUGAUUUACACUCUAAGAAAUGCAGAAGUAAAGAAUGCAAUGAGAAAACUGUGGACUAGAAAGGUUUCCUGGGACACUAUUGGGAAAUAA
This is a messenger RNA of Rattus norvegicus (Norway rat), 936 nucleotides long. RefSeq names its product olfactory receptor family 4 subfamily S member 2 (gene Or4s2). The transcript has a single exon. Gene Ontology annotation, cellular component: plasma membrane; membrane. Gene Ontology annotation, molecular function: olfactory receptor activity; G protein-coupled receptor activity. Gene Ontology annotation, biological process: G protein-coupled receptor signaling pathway; detection of chemical stimulus involved in sensory perception of smell; signal transduction. The record is from RefSeq and is marked reviewed. NCBI's taxonomy places the organism in Eukaryota, Metazoa, Chordata, Mammalia, Rodentia, Muridae. Bases 1 to 936 code for a protein of 311 amino acids.